GCCUAUAAUUAGCUUACCAAACAUUAUGUUUGACUUAGCAGUAAAAGCAUUUUGGGCAGACUUAAGUGACAGAAUGCUAAAGCGCGACUUGCUUGGGACGUUCUUGUACUAAUUUGCUUAGUAACCCGCCUUUUUCUCACCGGCUUCAGAAAUUUACUAUCAAAGAAUGAAAAGAUGAAUGAACAACUUGUAGCUACAAAUAACGUUCUCAAAUUGCCCGCCUUCUACGCUCGUCGUUAUCAUUGGUGGAGAGACAAGUUACCACGGUGAUACUGUAGCAACCAUACUAUUACUCCGCCCUUUUCACCCAAUGUGGAAUGACAGCAGACUUUUUCUGGCUUCUUAUUGGUCGAGAUACUUUCAUCGACGUUUGUAAAGAGAUACUAGAGUUAACUCUUGGUUAUUCUCAGCGCGCAAAUUAAAGGUACUGGAACGUCGAAAACGCUAUUAUUUGUUGUGAUUUAUUUGAAAAGCAGACGUAAACAGUAGCCGGAGAGCAAAGAGGAUACCUAACGGCCGCAAUAUCCACAAAACAACAGGCAAAAGACUGAACGAGGUCCCCGGUUGUAUGUCGUGAUAGCAGUUGUCGAGAGCAGAAACUCGCCACCGCCAUGGUUUUAAGUGAGAACGAUGCUGGCAAGGGCUUGACCACUGCCGCUGCGAAAGGGAAUACAGCCGAAGUGCGACGGAUGCUGGAGGAAUGCCGGGUACAUCCAGACACGGUCAAUGAAUUUGGCCGCACCGCAUUACAGGUCAUGAUGAUGGGGAACACAAAUGUGGCGUGUCUACUGUUAGAGCAUGGUGCAGACCCCAACAUCCAGGACCGCUUUGGUGUGACUCCUGCACAUGACGCCGCCCGCGGCGGCUUUCUCGACACCCUCCGGGCUCUAGUGGACUUCGGUGCAUCAGUCAACGUUCCAGACAACUCUGGGGCGCUCCCCAUCCACAUCGCCAUCCGCGAGGGCUACAGAGACGUGGUGGAAUACCUCGCGCCGCGGUCCAACCUCAGCCAUCACAACACGAGUGGGGAGACAGCCCUGGACGUCGCCAGGGCCUCCUGCACGCCAGACGUGGUCGAACUGUUGGAACGUCAGUUAGAAUCUAGUCUGACAUUCAAGUCAUAGCAGAAGACACGGGAGUUCCCGUACUCUCAUUCUUUUUUGGUGAAAUUUCAUAUAUAGGAUUUGUAAUAAUGUGUAUCCUUAGAUUUUCCCUGUUGUGGUAGUUUGGUAGCCGCAUAGUAGCCUAUAGUGUCAACAUUUUUUGGAGGAAAUGACACAUCUUUGUUUUUGCACAGCGAUGUACCAUUGAAGGUACUGCAAACCUCGUUUCAUUUGGGAGUUUGCCAUGCACAUUUGUAGAUUGACGAAUUGUCAUUUGUUUGUUCAUUUUUCUUGUCCAUUUUGUCUACACACUCGAGUAGACAUUUGAGCUGUUGAUUUUUAUGAAAAUAUGAAAUGACGGCUGCACUCCUCCCUUUGGUUGGUUUUGCAGUUUGCACUGAUGAAUUUGUAGCAACUUUUUUUCUCUUUUUUUUUUUUUUUUUUAAAGAUGUAUGUGUUUGUUUCUUGUAUAUAAAAUGUAUGAAUUUAUAUGUACUAUUUAUUGAAAUAUUGUACAUAGGAAUUUUAUGUUUACCACUGUGGAAUGCUUAUUGUUAUUUAUGAAAAUACACAUAAACCCUACAACAAUUUUGAUGUAUUCACACUUCAUUUCUUUAGUACACAAAUAAAGUAUUGCCCAUAUUUAUUCA
Messenger RNA from Alosa sapidissima (American shad), 1753 nucleotides. It is a transcript of the gene cdkn2d, whose product is annotated as cyclin-dependent kinase inhibitor 2D (p19, inhibits CDK4). The transcript has 3 exons. The coding region runs from base 612 to 1124 and encodes 170 amino acids. Lineage: Eukaryota; Metazoa; Chordata; Actinopteri; Clupeiformes; Clupeidae. Gene Ontology annotation, cellular component: nucleus. Gene Ontology annotation, molecular function: cyclin-dependent protein serine/threonine kinase inhibitor activity; protein kinase binding. The record is from RefSeq and is a predicted model, not a curated record. Gene Ontology annotation, biological process: regulation of cyclin-dependent protein serine/threonine kinase activity; negative regulation of cell population proliferation.